Messenger RNA from Epithele typhae, 486 nucleotides. Its product is annotated as thioesterase. Gene Ontology annotation, cellular component: mitochondrion. The record is from RefSeq and is a predicted model, not a curated record. Gene Ontology annotation, molecular function: fatty acyl-CoA hydrolase activity. The transcript is spliced from 2 exons. NCBI's taxonomy places the organism in Eukaryota, Fungi, Basidiomycota, Agaricomycetes, Polyporales, Epitheliaceae. The annotation marks the transcript as partial.
CGAGAUGCAUAUCCGUACUCGCUCGAAUACCGAACCCGUUGGAUAGACAAUGACCAAUACUCACACAUCAACAACUCGGUCUACUACCACCUCUUCGACUCCAUCGUCAACACCUACCUUAUUACCCAUGCCCACCUCUCUCCCUCGACCUCACCGCUUAUCGGCCUCGUCGUCGCCUCGCACGCCCGCUUCCUCGCCCCACUUUCCUUCCCCGACGUCCUCGACCUCUGCCUCCGCGUCUCCGCACUCGGAACGAGCUCAGUGACAUACGAAGUCGCCAUUUUCGCCAAAGGCACCGACACCCCCGCCGUGCUCGGCGGCUACACCCACGUCUUCGUCCACCGCGAUUCGCGCAAGAGCGCGCCCAUAGCCCCCGACACGCGCGCCGCCUCGAACGGCUGCAAGUUUCGACAACCCCAAGCCCGAGCUCACCACUGUCACCCAUCGCGGCCAGGCUCUAACCGCCUCCGCAUCGAAAGCCCAUGA